GAGCGCGAGGGGAAGGGCGCGUUCAGGCAGAAUAUUAUUGCUUCCUAAGGCUGCUAUGAAUCCCAUAGCACAUUCUGAGCAACAACUCCCUGCCACCGCCACAUGGAAGAAUGCCCACAUCCUUGUGGGUGUGACUGGAAGUGUGGCUGCCUUAAAGUUACCUCUUCUUGUAUCUGAGCUCUUGAAGAUACCUGGAGUGGAAGUGCGGGUGGUGACCACGGAGAAUGCAAAGCACUUCUACAACCCUGCUGAGAUUCCUGUAUCCCUCUACAGUGAUGCCAAUGAAUGGCAGAUGUGGAAACGGCGCACGGAUCCUGUGCUGCACAUUGACCUGAGGCGCUGGGCCGAUCUCAUGCUGGUGGCUCCUCUGGAUGCAAACACCCUGGCCAAAAUGGCUAACGGCCUCUGUGACAAUUUACUGACGUGCGUCACCCGUGCCUGGGAUCUGAGCAAACCACUGCUCUUCUGCCCUGCCAUGAACACAGCUAUGUGGGAGCACCCCAUCACCAGUGAGCAGGUGCAGCGGCUCAAAGGCUUUGGCUACACGGAGAUUCCUUGCAUCGUGAAGAAACUCAUUUGUGGCGACGAAGGUCUCGGUGCCAUGGCAGAGGUGCCAACCAUCGUGGAGAAAGUCAAGGCGAUCCUGUUGCAGCAGGGCCUGCUGGAACAGAGCUGAUCUCCAGGUAGAGACAGCCUUUCCUCCUCCUCCUCCUCCUGGGCUGUUUUGGGCCAGCAGACAGACGGCAAGAGCGGACGCAGUAGCGAAGCCCACAUGGUUGGAUCUAAUCCUGACCAGCUGCUCUGACUCAGCGACGCCGGGGACCUCUUGCGACUGAAUUCAGGCAUGUUGAGUUUGGAGAAGGGAUGCCUUGUAGUCCCUGCUGUGCAAUUCCAAUGCUUGUUCCUGCCUGAAGAGGGAGGUGCAGGCUACGGAAAAAAAUGCUGGCGGGUCUUCAGAGCCUCUAGAUAACGAGAGGCGAAGGAUACAAAGAUGUGUGGCGGCAGGCAGGGGGCAGCACUGUGAGCAUCCGCUAAAGUUCUGUUCCUCAUUAGGCAGCUGAUGGGUCACACAGGAGAUGCACCAGCCCUCUCUCUCUCUCUUGUUCUGCUGCGUGUUUUUCCUUGUUACUGCCAGAGCUAUAGUCUAAGCUUCUGCAUUACUUUUUGGCUGGUACACAAGCUUUUUGACCCCUGAGGGCCAGAUCUGAUGUCAACUGAGGGGGGGGGGAGCAGGGGGCACACAUUUCUUUCUCUUUCUCCCAUCCACCCUUGCAUAUCUCUUCUCCCUGCCUGCUGAGAUCUAGCAAUCAAUCUCUCUCUCUCUCUCUCUCUGUAGGUAAAAACCUUUCUCAUCCCCCAGCAAUUGCCACUGAGACUGCUGUUUCUACGCCUCUACUAGCUGUGGGAAUGCAGUGAUUUCGGAAGCCAGGGUAGAGCUGAAGCCAGAGUAUUGGGCUUAUUGGUUGGGCUGUAGGGAACGGGGAAGCCAGAGUAUUGGGCUUAUUGGUUGGGCUGUAGGGAACAGGGAAGCCAGAGUAUUGGGCUUAUUGGUUGGGCUGUAGGGAACGGGGAAGCCAGAGUAUUGGGCUUAUUGGUUGGGCUGUAGGGAACGGGGAAGCCAGAGUAUUGGGCUUAUUGGUUGGGCUGUAGGGAACGGGGAAGCCAGAGUAUUGGGCUUAUUGGUUGGGCUGUAGGGAACGGGGAAGCCAGAGUAUUGGGCUUAUUGGUUGGGCUGAUCAGCCGAGUCAAGAAUGAGACUGAGUCUUGCCAGCUUCAGGGAUGGGGGGCACAUGGGAGCAGCCAAAGAUUGCGCACCCCUGCUUUGUGGUGAGACUCUUGCAGGCAUGCCCACUCCCACAAGGAAAGAUGGCGGGUGGGGUGUGCAUGACUCCUGGUUCCCAGGCAGGCAAAAGGGGCCUGAUCAUGGAGUAGAGCUGGCCAGCAAAACCGUUCCAUUGAGUAAUGCUCACCAAUGUAAAAAAGAAGAGGCUGUCAGCUGCGGAGCCUUUUCCCUCGCAGGGAGGCGAGGGUGGUGCUGUAGAAAGUCCAAGGGAGCAGCCGUAAAUAUUCAGAGCGGUUUCUUUGGGGUGGCCUUUGCACCUGGGCUUUCGCGCAGGGUUAGAACGCAGCUCUUUUACAAGCACCCCGGGGAGAGGUUUUCGUCGGCUCCCCUUCUGCCAUUAGCCUUUGCUCUGCCCUGCCGACUGAUGCGUAGGAACGUGGGCAUCAUCAAAGAGCAGAGAGCAAACAGAAAACUCCACGGGAGAGGUUUUCUUGGGUCUCGCCGCUGAUUCCGCCUGGCUUUUUUGGCACGUUGAUUUGGGGCCCUGGGUGCAAGGGGGUGGGGUGGUCGGUCAGGAGGCCUGGGAAUGCUUUUGCUGAGAAAUGGAACAAACUUUCCCAAACCCCUCGCGAUUGAAGAUUAACAGCUUGUUGCGCAGGAAUUGGGAAAGCGACCUCCACUAUCCAGGCUUGAAUUACCGGGGUGGGGUGGGGAAUCCAAGGCUGCCCCUCUUCCUUUGAUCCCUGCCCAUGGGCAGCUGUCAGGCUGGGUCAGUGGCCUGUCGUAGAAAUAAAACCACUCAUGUGUUUGUUUGUCCCCCCCCCCCCCCAAAAAAAAAUAACCCCAACUGCCCCAAAAACCGGUCCGGCACAAACAUGCACUCCUGGUACAAAAUGUUCAUGUUCAUGCUUCACACAGGCUGAUCUUUGCACUGCUACGCCCAAGGUCAACGCCGAAUCCUUUAUUGAUUUCUUACAAAUAAAAACCUCCCUGGACUUUUCCCAUCUUGCCUUCUUUGUUACGGGGCCGCUGUAGCCAGUCCGAGGCUCGAGGGGUGGUGUUAAGGGCAGGGCUCCUUCCGAGUAGUUAUAAGCAUUCAGUAGCAGAGUAUGUGAGCUUUGCAUGCAGGAAAGGUCCCACCUUCGACCCUAGAGUUAAAAGAUUGAAGCCAGGACUAGAAUUGUAGAGUUGGAAGGGGCCUAUAAGGCCAUCGAGUCCAACCCCCUGCGCAAUGCAGGAAUCCACCUUAAAGCAUCCCUGACAGUUGGUUGUACUGCUCUAACAGGAAGUUUUUCUUGAUGUCCAGCUGGAAUCUGGUUUCCUGUAACUUGAGCCCAUUAUUCUGCGUCACUCUGGGAUAAUUAAGAAGAGAUCCUGGCCCUCCUCUGUGUGACAACCUCUCAAGUAUUUGAAGAGUGCUCUCAUGUCUCCCCUCAGUCUCCUCUUCUCCAGGCUAAACGUGUCCCGUCCUUUCAGCCUCCCCUCAUAGGGCUUUGUUUCCAGACCCCUGAUCAUCCCCAUCUCUGUGUUCAGGGCUGUAUUAAAGCUGGAGUGGAAUAUUUGCAUUGAAUAGUGGUGGCGGUGGUGGGAGUGUUUCCCUGCGGAAAAGGGCGGUGAUUCUGACGGAGACAAAGCCGCC
This is a messenger RNA of Elgaria multicarinata webbii, 3422 nucleotides long. It is a transcript of the gene PPCDC, whose product is annotated as phosphopantothenoylcysteine decarboxylase. Gene Ontology annotation, molecular function: FMN binding; phosphopantothenoylcysteine decarboxylase activity. Gene Ontology annotation, cellular component: phosphopantothenoylcysteine decarboxylase complex. The transcript has 6 exons. The record is from RefSeq and is a predicted model, not a curated record. Gene Ontology annotation, biological process: coenzyme A biosynthetic process. Lineage: Eukaryota; Metazoa; Chordata; Lepidosauria; Squamata; Anguidae. The coding region runs from base 56 to 676 and encodes 206 amino acids.